AUGCACCGCAGAUUGUGGGCCAAGCACUAUGUGGCUUUGUGGCGUCAUCUGUGGCGCCGCAACAAGGGAGAACACUAUCGGCACUGUUAUUCAGUUCUCGGGCUUUCCGGUGCUCCUACGCCACCUUCGGCGCUCGCCCUCUCGCGUGCUGUGUUGUUGCGACAGGUUUCUAUUGCCGGGCCUGUCACCUUACUCCAGCUUCUUCAUGUGCAGUGGCAGGAGACUCCUAAGGUCGCCUGGCUUGGGGAAAUUCGCCGAGACAUCCAGCACGUAGCCCAGUACGCGCAAGCGGCUAGGACACUGCUCGGCACUCGUGAUGCUGUCCGAUCGUUGGUCGAGGCGCUGCAGGAUGACCCGGACUGGUGGGUUCGACAGGUCAAGAACGCUUGCAAGACCUCUGUUACCGAUAUGGUGAGCUGUGCGCCGCCGCCAUCGUCUGCCAUGGAUGGAUGCCGCGGAGCAAGACCGCCCGAUGCUGCAGCUACCAGGGCGCAAGUUCACGGUGUCCCUAGGAAGGCGCAUGCAUGCCCCUGGUGCGAAGCUUCCUUUGAUAUGAGGAAGCACCUAGGUGCUUUCGCACGAUUGCUCGGCACCAGUCGCAUCUCAAACACAAUGAUGAAUGUCAGGGAGGUCGAAGGCACCGAGGCCAGGCAGGCCAAGAGCCUGCGCAGGGGCGCAUGGGACGCUUUUACAGCGGCCCUACCCACUCUUCAGAGCCAUGGCCACAAGACCCUCACCACGGCCGAGCGCAUCGACCUUCUUGGGGAGGACCUCAAUUUGGGUCUCCUCUCCCGCCUCUUCCGUCCCGACCCCACCUUCUUGGCAUGGGUUUCAUCCUUCAUCCAGAGCAGAUCCAAGGAUGGCCCUAGAGGCUAUGCAGCCGCGUUCUGGGACAAUAG
Molecule: messenger RNA, 899 nt
Organism: Symbiodinium necroappetens
Lineage: Eukaryota; Dinophyceae; Suessiales; Symbiodiniaceae
Source: the annotation of a GenBank genome assembly